This is a messenger RNA of Didymodactylos carnosus, 1659 nucleotides long. NCBI's taxonomy places the organism in Eukaryota, Metazoa, Rotifera, Eurotatoria, Philodinida, Philodinidae. The record is from the annotation of a GenBank genome assembly.
AUGUCGUCGCUUUAUGUUCUUUAUGAACAUGCAUCUGGUUAUUCAUUGUUUCGUGUUCGUGAAUUUGAAGAAAUCGGAAUGUUAUUACCACAAGUCGAACAAAGUGUACUGGAUUUAUCUAAAUUUGCCACAGUUGUUAAACUUGUUGCAUUUUUUCCAUUUCAAUCUGGUAUUAAUGCAUUAGACAAUACAAAUUCAAUUUCAGAAGGCUUAGUUCACGAUGAUCUACGUAAUUUUCUCGAAUCAAACUUACCGAAACCAAGCAAACGUGCCAAAAUGAUAUUGGGCGUAGCUGAUUCAAAAAUAGCAUCCACAAUCAAUGAAAUAUUCGGUAUAACAUGUCAAUACACAGGAGUUAUUCCCGAAUUAUUACGAGGUUUAACUGAUCAAAAUCAGAAUAAAGCGCAAUUAGGUCUUGGUCACGCAUAUUCACGUGCCAAAGUUAAAUUUAAUGUUAAUCGUGUAGAUAAUAUGAUAAUACAAUCAAUAGCUUUGCUUGAUCAACUUGAUAAAGAUAUCAAUACGUUUGCUAUGAGAAUUCGCGAAUGGUAUGGAUAUCAUUUUCCAGAAUUAAUUAGAAUAAUUCCAGAUAAUUAUACGUAUUCACGUGUUGUGUAUUUAAUUAAAAAUCGUAAAGAAUUUACUCAUGAAUCACGUGAAUCAGAAUUAGAAGAAAUUGUCAAAGAUACAGGAAAAACUCACGCAGUUUUUGAAGCAAUGAAAACAACAAUUGGUAUGGAUAUAUCACCGAUUGAUUUGAUUAAUAUCGAAUGUUUUGCUAAUCGUGUUAUACAUUUAUUUGAAUAUCGUAAGAGUUUACAAGAAUAUCUUCGUAGCAAAAUGACGCAAGUUGCACCAAAUCUUGCUGUAUUAAUUGGAGAACAAGUUGGUGCACGUCUUAUUGCACAUGCUGGUAGCUUGACAAAUUUGGCAAAAUAUCCGGCAUCAACAAUUCAAAUUCUUGGCGCUGAGAAAGCUCUUUUUCGAGCUCUUAAAACCAAAGGUAAUACGCCAAAAUAUGGCCUUAUUUUUCAUUCAACAUAUAUUGGAAAAGCAAAUACGCAAAAUAAAGGACGAAUAUCACGUUAUUUAGCCAAUAAAUGUGCUAUUGCAUCAAGAAUCGAUUGUUUUUCGGAUAUUCCAACUGGCGUAUUUGGUGAACGCCUUAAACAACAAGUAACCGAUCGUUUGAAAUUUUAUGAUAGUGGCGAAUUACCGGCUACCAAUGUUCAAGUGAUGGAACUUGCUGUUAAAGAGGCUGAAGAAGAACGUGCUGCCAUAUUAAUUAAGGAAAAAAAACGUAAGAAAAAAGAGAAGAAACGACGAAAAAAAGAACGAGAAGCACUAGAAGAGUCUCAGGAACAAGAUACAUUGAAUGGAACAACAAUUGAAAGUGCAAAUGAUUUUUUAACUAUAAUGACCACUCGAAAACAAACGCCCAGUGAAUUUCUAAAACAAAUUAUUGGGCGGCCGGUUGUCGUCAAAUUGAAUAGUGGUGUUGAUUAUCGUGGUGUACUAGCUUGUUUAGACGGUUACAUGAAUAUUGUCUUAGAACAAACUGAAGAAUAUGUAGGUGGAGAAUUAAAAAAUAAAUAUGGUGAUGCAUUUAUACGUGGUAACAAUGUACUUUAUAUAAGUACUCAACGAAAGAAACUUUAA